AUGUAGUUAUGAGGAAUAGUUUAUAAGUGUGUGAUUUUUGGGGUAUUAUGCUAAUGAGGGGUUUAGGACGAUAGAUAUAGGCCUUAAUGUAUAGGUAGAUACUUUGUCACAAUAACUUUCGUGAGUUAGAUUCAUAAUUGUUUAAUAUAAUUUUAUUGGCGGUAUUCAUCGGGAUCGUCCAACUAGUUUUGGACUAAAUUGGAGUCCUAAAUCGUGACGUGACUAUUUUAAUUGGCUUAAAAUAAAUCCCAAAAAUAAUAGUUUUCUAAAUCAUGGAAACUCGAUUAGAUAAAUCCUUAAAACGGAAAUACUAAUUGUCGUUGCUAUCAAGUCUUAUAAAGCGAAAUCGUAAUCAAAACGUUUAAGUAAAUCACAGGUUUGAUAAAUUAAUGUUAUUCCCAAUACAAGGUCCGAACAUAAUCCUAGCGUAAUAUAAUUACAGAGACAGUUAUCAAGUUAUCUUGUAAAUAAUACACAAACGCAGCCUAUCGAGGCGGACCCAAUCUGGAGCAUGACGUGGCACCUACAAAAUGCGGUCAUUCAGAUUUCGCUUAGGGACCGCGUGUCAUUAUAUCAGACCAGUAUUUGAAUAUAAUUAGUCACCCAGUAUUGAUAAUAAAUGAUUCGCGAUAACGUCGUUUUAUGUCAUGUUUUGCUUUAAACACAGGUAUUUAUGUUUAUAUCUGUUUUGGUUUAAGUUUUGAUGAGAUAUACGAGUAAUAUAAAUACAAAUGUGUUUCGUCGUUUGCGUAAACUUAAAGAAUGCAACUGUUCUUUUCAUAGUAUGAACUUUCCCCUUGAAAUAAAUUAUAACUUUCAAGUUCAAGAUCACCUGUCAUAAAAACUGUUAAAAGGAUGAAUGUGUUAUGUUAUACAAGUAAUAUCUGAUAAUGAUCACACUGACCGACAUCCGUCGGUGGAGCGUGCUAUCAACGAGUAGAUUACAGCGCCUAGACAUCGCACGCCACGCGCGGGCGCAACUGGAGCAAAUCGUCGCAUUAUUAACGUGUUUAACUAUAUUGCGGCAAUAAUACUAAGAACUGCCCAUUAAAGGAAAACUUUAGAUUAGUUAGAACAUUAAGAAAUAUGUUUAAGGAUGGCAAUCAUAUAAAUCAUAGCUGCAAUUGAUCGGCUUCCGAACUGAAGUCAGCUGAUAAUGCACGUCCGUGCGCAGGCCCGCGCGUCCUGCACCCGAGCCCUCGUUACAUAUUAACACACGUUUUCACUGCCCGAAGGCUGUUCUAUGAAAAUGAGGAAGCCUGAUGCAACUCUUGGUGAUUGUUGUUACAGCUAGCGCGAGCCAACACACCGAACAUUCCACAUCCGCAACUUAGGACAUGAAGGUCUAAACCAAUCGCCUAUAAAUGCCUUCAAGUUGCUCAAAGCUAAGCAGUGCGUUUUUGACAUCACGUCUGUGCGUCUCCGGCAUAAUGAAUAUCUACGUAGCGAUAUCGUGUCUCCUCGCCUUGACGGCGUCUGUCUCGGGUGACGGACUAUUAGGAGGAGGACUGGUAUACGCACCAGGCCAUGCCUCCGUAGAUUAUUAUGCCUAUCCCAGAUACGCCUUCGAGUAUGCAGUAAGAGAUCCCCACACGGGGGAUAACAAGGCGCAAUGGGAAAAACGAGACGGAGACACAGUUAAAGGGGCAUAUUCACUUGUGGAACCAGACGGCAGCAUUCGUAUAGUAGAAUAUUGGGCAGAUUCCAAAUCAGGAUUUAACGCUGUAGUGAAGCGAGUGGGGCCUAACCUGCACCCGGUGACGAUCCCGGCCUCUAUCUAUAAGGCGCCGAUCCCAGUGCUGGGUCAUGCAUCGGCCAUUGCACCCAUCUCUGUGGGACCUGUGGCCAAGCUUGGAGGCCUAGCGGGCGCUCCGCUCAUCUCAGGCCCUAUCAUCGGAGGCGCUGUAUCAACAGCAAACCUUGUGAAGGCGGCGCCUAUUCCCAUUGCGCCGAUUGCACCUGUGGUGGCACCUAUCAUUAAGCCUGCGCCCAUUGCUCCAAUUCCAGCAUACGGCUCAUACGGACCAAUUGGGCCUAUUCCUAAACCAAUUGCACCUAUAGCCCCCAUACUACCAUCAUACGCCGGGCUCCCGGGACCUAUAUACAAGGCUGGACCAGUAUACUCUGCGCCUCUUCCUGGACCGAUUUACAAAUCUGGUCCAAUAUACCCAGCGCCUCUCCCCGCCCCCAUCUACAAAGACGGACCUAUCUACCCUAAUGCUGGUUAUUCCGGCGACCUGCUACUGAAGGGAUCCCUUGGCUUGCAAGGAUACGGAGGAUACGGCGGGAUAGGUGAUGGCUACUCGAAAGGCCCGGUUGGUCCAGCUGGCCCCGGAAUCUUGAGUGAUCUUGGUCAUGGCUUACUCUCGAACCCAUGGAUAAACGCCGGCUCAUUAGGAUACGAUUACCUCGGCAAACACUAAUAUACAGUACUGUUAAAUAGUAACAUCUAAACGCCGCUGCCCAUUGCUAUUAUUUUAAUAAAUUGCCCUCAAUAUAUAAGUCCCCUUUAUAAGCUUUAAAGUAGGACAGAGUCAAGUAAUUAUUGUACAUAAGAUAUUAAUUAUUUAUGUUGUUAAUUAUAAGUCAGACUAGCACUAAUAAAGCAUAUACCACCGUGUGGUAGAAUUUUGUUGUUUUUAUUAAGCCCAUUUGAAAUAAUGGUUAAAACGCGGUAUCAGUAAUAAAUUGUUGAAUAAAAUGCCCUGUACAGGUAUCUAGUUAAUAGCAAUAUCAAUCAUACUUUAGUCAGUCUUGUAUAAUCCAGUAAAUAAAUUUACGAUUUCGUAAUACAUGUACAAUCACGAGCAAAAAGUUAUAAAUUUAAUUAAGCACCACAGUUCAACAUAAGCUGUAGUUGUUUUCUUAAUUCUUUUGCUUUAUUAAUAAUAAGCAAUGGAUUUUUUAUUAUAAUUAGUUUUAAUCAAACGGAUCUCAUCUUUUUGCUGCUUGCUUGCAUGACUGUACAUGUAAUACAAGGGUAUAGAAAAUUACAUUUGAAUAAUAGAUUCAAUUAUCAUAAGAAGAUGAUUGUCAACAUUCCAUGUUUCUCUCCAUAUAGGUACUGAAAAUGUAUUUCCUAAUUUUCAGUCUCAACUAAUUGAAGGCUUCCAGAUAUACAGGAUUUUGAUCGACUUUAAGUGUAAAUCAAACUUAAUACGAAGACUGCACAAAUAUAUGAGUUUCAUUUCUAGGGGAAUGUUCUUUUUUAUUGUAUAGUUGACAUAAGUAAUAUUAACAAAAAAGAUAAUACAUCUUGAAAUAUGAAAAACCACUAAAACAAGAUGAUUAACUGAAGUAAAAAGAAGAACAAAGAAUUAUGGAAAACAAUCUCGUAUUUUUUAAUUGUUUUAGUUAAAUAUAUAAAUUUAAAAUAGUUAAUAUCGUGGUAAUUAAUAAAAUAGUUGUUACGAAAACAGAGGCAGUAACUGUGAAGGUCAUGCACGGUUGUUCACUUGUUAACCUAGAUAUAAGUUUAUUAAAUAUACAGAAGGCGACUAGACAAUUAUUUGCAAGUAUUUCGCAAGUACGCACUUAUAUCCAACAAGUAAUAUCAGCUUUAAAAUGAAGCUUUGGAUAACUAACGACACUAAGGGUUCCAUACAAAUGCUACAAAAAAAAAGUCGGUUGGGUGACAAAAAGAAACUUGCCAAAAAAGCAAACUUAUGACCGUUAGAGAAGAUGCUUAACUUCGAUCUUCACUUUUUUGUAUAUAAGAAAAUUUCAACAGUUUAGCUACCACGGUUCAAUAGAUACAGCCUGGAGACAGACGAUUAGACAGACGGACAGCGUAGCCUUAGUAAUAAGGUUUCAUUUUUAUCCUUUGGCUACAGAAUACAAAAAAACUAGAUAUAUAUUUGGAAUACCGAAAAAAGUUCUGGACGGUUAAUAAAUCACAUACAAUUUUCUUUAAGCUGCUUUACGUGGUCUUUAUAGUCUUUUUUGACCAGGGCUUUUAGCUUUCUCUGAUAAGGAACAGUUGUUUGAGUUUUAGUUAUCUUUGCAGAACAGAUCAAGACUUAUGGCUGAGAUUUUUUUCAUAAAGUAAAUUAUGGAUAAGAAAUAGAAAAAGUCACAGAAUUGCAAAGGAAGUCCUAUUCUUUAUGGGAAACUAACUACAUAUUACCAUUGCACAAACUUUAAGAAAUAGCGUUAUUGCUUUGUAUGGUGUAUUGCUAAGACACAUCCGUUAUUACUGUACGCAACAAUUUGCGAAAAUCAACAUUGCGACGUUGAAAAAUAGUUACAUUUGUAUUAACAAUUUGCCCCGUCGUCACAAGAAAUGAAUCUAUCCAGAAAAAAACGAUAAGUAGAGUUUCAAAAUCGAUUGAGGUUGGUCAAGUCUGUGAUGGAUGGUUAAGAAGACGAGUCUUACGACGGAAGAGGACAUCAUAGCUUUAGACACGAGUUAUAAUGUAGGAAGAUAGUAAGGUAUACUCCGAAAUGACAGCAAAGGUAUGCAAUAAGACAUAAAUGUUUAGGUUAUCACGGUAACCAAGGUUCAUUUGAUAUAGCCUACUGACAGACGGGCGCACAUACAGUGGGGCCUUAGUUAUACGAAUCAAUUUUAGCCUUUGGGUGCAGAGCAAGCUCUCAAUGUUUUGUGGAUAGAAUGGAAACUGUUAGGUACAAUAAGUUAGUAUUUACUCGUACAAAAUUUAGGGCACGACAGGCUUGAAACAAUUCGAAGGGCAGUAAACCUACACUAAGAACCGCUAGGGCGUAAAAACUUGAAUUACAUUAAAAUGUGUAUGACACAAGACUAUAGUCGCAAAUAAUUUUAAAACAUAUUUUAGGUUUAAUGCAAUUAAGAUUGUUUGAACCAAUGAUAAUGAUACAAGUACAUAAAUACUACUUUGUGUCCAAAUGGAAUCAGAUCUUAAAACGAACUAAGUAUUUAUCAGAAUUCAUUUUAUACACUUUUUAAUACAUUAAUUAUCUCUUUACAUGUAAUUAAAACAUCCAUAAAUUAAUCACAGCUUACUAUCCGAAAGUAUUUAUCAAAAAUAAAAAUUUAGUUUCCAUAUCAGAAUUACCGAAA
Trichoplusia ni (cabbage looper) is the source of this 5041-nucleotide messenger RNA. It is a transcript of the gene CPR135, whose product is annotated as cuticle protein-like. The transcript has 4 exons. Bases 1365 to 2423 code for a protein of 352 amino acids. NCBI's taxonomy places the organism in Eukaryota, Metazoa, Arthropoda, Insecta, Lepidoptera, Noctuidae. Gene Ontology annotation, cellular component: extracellular matrix. The record is from RefSeq and is a predicted model, not a curated record.